Molecule: messenger RNA, 4509 nt
Organism: Poeciliopsis prolifica (blackstripe livebearer)
Lineage: Eukaryota; Metazoa; Chordata; Actinopteri; Cyprinodontiformes; Poeciliidae
Product: macrophage mannose receptor 1-like
Molecular function (GO): signaling receptor activity
Source: RefSeq, a predicted model, not a curated record
UUGGGGCAUUUUAAAGGUUCAUAAUGCAUUUCUUGUGUGUGAUCCUGGGGCUUCUUUUUGCACAUUCCCAUUCUUUGGAAUCAAAUGAUUCACCAUUUCAGCUUACCAACAGGCACAGAAUUUUGCUUAGUUAAAGCUGGCAGCAGGUGCGACGACAUACGCUGGACAACUGGCAAUCGACUGCUGGUUCCCAGGGUGAAAUGCCUGGGAGUUCAGGGAAAAAGUGUCGGGAAUCAAGUGAGCCUGUACAACUGUGAUGAAACAAGUGAACUCCAAAAGUGGGAAUGUAAGAAUGAAACGGUGCUUGCCCUCCAAGGCCAGGAGCUUUAUAUGGAGCUUAGAGCAGAUAACCAAGCUGUACUAUCAAAAGCAAUGGGACCCAACAGCCAACUCACCAUUUCAGGGAUAUCUAGUGGAGCUUGCACAAGAACCUAUAGAGAAUUUUAUACAAUUGAAGGGAAUGCGGCGGGAAGGCCCUGCAUGUUUCCCUUUAUGUACAAAACUCAGUGGUACUCAAGUUGCACUUCAGUCGACACUGGAAACGGCAGGCUUUGGUGCUCAGUUGAAACAACAUUUGAAAAUCAACUGUGGGGCUAUUGCCCAACCAGCAAUAAAGACAACUGGAUUAAGGAUCCGAUAAAUGGAGCAGCAUACCAGCUGAACAUCGAGUCUGCUCUGACGUGGUGGCAGGCUGAAACCAGCUGCAAGCAGCAGAACGCUUCCCUCCUAAGUAUCACUGAUCCCCAUCAGCAAGCUUAUAUCACAGAACUACUCAAAGCAGGACGUAACAAGCAAGGGUAUAAAUUUUGGACUGGGCUGAACUGCCAUAUACAAUAUGGCAAGGAGUUUACACAACAUGGCUGGAAGUGGUCUGAUGGGAGACCGUUACGUUACCUGAAUUGGGAUUCAGGGCACCCAUUUUCUAGUCAUCUACGUAAUUGUGGCCUCAUUGAUGGUGCUGUGACGUUUUCAUGGCAAAGCUUUAAAUGUGACAACGAACUGGGAUACAUCUGCUACAGUAAAGAAGUUCUGGCUUCUCCAACUAAAGGCCUUGACGUGGGAUUUUGCUCAGCACCUUGGAUUCCAUAUAAUGGCCGCUGCUUCCACAUCUUUCGCACUGAAAAAACCUGGUCUGAUGCUCAGUUAGCUUGUCGUCGUGAGGGAGGGGACCUUGUAAGCGUCUACAAUAAGGAGGACCAAAGCUUUGUCAUCUCUCAGCUUGGAUAUGAAUCCACUGAUGAGCUUUGGAUCGGACUGAAUGAUAGAGAGACAGAAGGCUUGUUUGACUGGAGUGACCAGACCACAGUUAGCUUCACCAGCUGGGAGUCUUCACCAACAGCUGCAACUGACCUUCACGACUGUGUUCUUAUGAGAGGAUAUGCUGGAUAUUGGGUUGACAGUAACUGUCAAGUCGAACAUGGCUUCAUUUGCAUGAAAAAUAGUACUUCUGAAUCCUCAGGAGAUGGAGUAGACCUCAAUCUGGGAUGCAAACAUGGUUGGAAAAGACAUAGAUCCUACUGCUACUAUAUUGGGACUGAGUCUAAGACAUAUGAUGAAGCAAAAGAUCAUUGCAAGAGAACCAGUUCCUACCUGGCUGAUGUUUCAGACAGGGUGGAUAAUGCCUUCUUAAUCAGCUUGGUUGGUCUGAGACCAGAGAAACAUUUCUGGUUAGGGCUUUCAAACCAGAAGCACCCAGGGGUCUUUGAGUGGACCAGCAUGGCCCCUGUGAGAUAUACUCACUGGAACAGUGAAAUGCCAGGCCACCAAACGGGCUGUGUCGCAAUGGCCACUGGUACUUCUGCCGGACUGUGGGACGUUUUGCCUUGUAUAAACAGAGAGAAGUACAUCUGCAAAUAUCAAGCAGAAGGGACAGCUACCACUCCUGCACCAACAUCUCUCCCAUCUGACAAAUGUCCAGUUGAAUGGACCAAAGUCAUAUCAAAACCCAUCUGCUUUAAGGUGUUUUCAACAAAUUUAAAAAUGAGGACAUGGUUUGAGGCCAGAGAUUACUGCACAGCGAUUGGAGGAGACCUUCUGAGCAUCCAUAGUGCCGCUGAGCUGCGCUUGCUGCAACAAUUCUAUGGAAGAAUUUGGAUUGGACUGAGUGCUCCUGACUCAAGCAAUGGUUAUAUGUGGAGUGAUGGAUCCCCAGUGAACUUUCAACACUGGAGAAAUGGGGAGCCAAAUAACAAAAACAAUGCAGAAACUUGUGUUGAAAUGUAUACACAUAAUACGGGUAACUAUGGGUCUUGGAAUGAUAUUAAUUGUGAAACAUACAGACCCUGGGUGUGUCAGAUCCAUACAGGAUUCACACCAAAGUCUCCUCCACCCGAUAUUACUCCAUACUACAACUUUACAUCUGAUGGGUGGCUAAAAUGGAAAGGGAAUCAGUAUUAUAUUAACAACCAGCGAACAGCCAUGGAAGAUGCAAGACAGUUCUGCCAAGACAGACAUGGUGACUUGGUAACCUUUGAGAGUCAAGAUGAAAAUGCAUUUUUGUGGAAACAGGUACAGACAGAGUACAUACCUUUCUGGAUUGGUUUGACUGUGGAUCUUGACCGAAGUGUUCAAUGGGUUGAUGGUUCUCCAGUGUUAUUCCAAUGGUGGGAAGCUCAUCAGCCUGAUUUCAGAAAUUUUGAUGAGAACUGUGUUGUUAUGACGACUGACAAUGGUUUUUGGCAUGAUUAUAAUUGUGGAUUUGAAUUCAAAUCUAUUUGUAAACGCAGUGGUUCUCCACCUGCAAAUGCCACUGUGGUUCCUAAAGUGGCACCAAAAGGUGGCUGUGAAGAUUCCUGGAAAAUGAUUAACUCUAUGUGUUACAAGAUCAUAAAUGACCAGAAGUUGACAUGGAAUGGAGCAAGGGAUCAAUGCAGAAACAUGAGUGGAAACUUGGCUUCUAUUGCUUCCAGACAAACCCAAGUGUUUUUAGUGUCUCAAAUGUCUGAGAAUCCCACUUCAGACCUGUGGAUUGGUUUUCAUAGUGCUUACAAGACUGGGUUUUACUGGACUGAUGGACGACCAAAGUCAUUUAUCAACAUACAUUUUGAGGAACGUCCCUUUGUAAGCCUUUUAUCUCUUGAUGAUGAUGACAUAUUCCCGAUGCCGUAUAGGAGCGAAAUUAGUAGCUAUCUGAAACCUGCAUAUCGGUAUCAGGGAACAUGUGCUGUUAUCAACACCAAACCUUCACUUGGUAUUGGUAAAUGGAUACCAAAGACCUGCAAUGACACCAAUGGAUUUAUAUGUGCAAAAGCUGUUGACCCAAAAAUCAAUGCUUCUGAUGAAUCAAAAGCUUCAAGCUACAUCAAAAUAGCAAACGACUCCAUUAAGUUUAUUGAGCAACAAAUGACCUGGGAUGCAGCGAGAAAGAACUGUGAAGCUGAUGGUGCCAAUCUGGCCAGCAUUCUGACUGAAUGGACGCAGGCGUACAUUGAGCUGCUGGCUAUACAUUUCAACCGUUCUUUAUGGAUUGGACUCAACAAAGCUCAGACCAACAAUUAUUUCAGAUUUAUUGAAGGCUGGCAUGUUAAAUUCUCACACUGGGCCAACAAUGAACCACGUAGAUAUGGAACUUGUGUCUAUGUGGAUGUGGAUGGAAAAUGGAAAACUGGUAACUGCAAUGAGAGCAUCAGCAGUGUUUGCAUGAAGUCAACAGAUACGCCACCAACAGCAGACCCGAAUGAAAUUACAGGAGUUUGUCCAGAUUCAUCUGUUUCAUGGCAGCGUGACUCCUGGAUACCUUUUAGAGGAUUUUGUUACCUAUUUGUUUCUCACAUAAGGAAAUGGGCAGAUGCAGCUACCACCUGUGUGGCACUUGGUGGAAGCCUUGUGAGCAUCGCAGAUCCCAUAGAGCAGGAAUUCAUACAAAGUAACAUUGGAUUAUUUCAGGACAGAUACACGUCUUACUGGUUAGGCCUGUUCAAAACUCAUAGAGGGGAGUGGAUGUGGUUGGAUAAAACUGUCAUGGAUUUUGCUAACUGGGAUAUUGGCCAACCUGGUUAUAAAAACUAUGUGCUGAUAAGAGCAUCAGAUGGGACAUGGCACACAGGCAGUCAAACGAAUGACAGACCAUAUAUCUGCAAAACAGCCAAAGUGUUGCCACCACAUACAUCACCCUCACCUCAUGUUUUAUUAGCUUCUCAGGAUCGCAGCCGCAUCCCUUUAUCAGUUUUGCUCAUUGCUGGGGCUGCAGUGGGGGGAGGCAUCGUGUUUGUUCUCUUCAAGAAGUCCUGUCGUCACUUAUCAAGUUCUAGGUUAGGCACCUUUGACAACCCUCUCUUCAGCAACAAACGGUUGGAGUUGGUUGACAAUGGAAAUCUAGAAGAGAAUGGAGAUUAAAAGAGCACCCAGACCUGUGAUAUCUUUACAAGUAUAAAAAUACAGAUGAAAUUCCCUGUUCAGUUUGCGUUCUUUCAUAAUUUUAAUCAUUUGCUUGAUGAAAUAAUCUGAAUGGCUGGGAAAAAUGCAGGACAUUUUGUGUAAAAUGACCCAAAAAAUUAUGGAAGUAAAAUG